AGAGUAUCACAAAUACAUUUAUACGCAGAUAACGUGUGUGCGUCUGGAUUUUGCUGUAUUUUUUAUUUAAGAAUGAAUUAUUAAUAAACAAUUAAUAAAUUAUUAUUAAAUAAAAAUCAGUCAAAAACACCAAUAAACCAUACACAAAGUUUCUAAUUAAUUACGUUAAAUAUGGAACCGAAUAACUAUCAUGGCCAUGGACAGCAGCAGCAGCAUCUGCACGAGCAGCAAAUUCAUUUGCAACAACUUCAGCAGCAGCAUCUUGAACAACAACAACUGCAGCAGCAGCAGCAUGAACAACAACAGCAACAACUGCUGCAACAACAGCCUUUACAAGCUGGUUUUGCACCCCGUCGUCAGUAUGACAACAUGGGCAACUCAUCAGCUGCCCUUGCAGCUGCCUGUUUGGCCAAUGGCGCUGCCAGCGGUGGCAGCUCAUCGACGGCUAAAAUCACAGUGAUGCAGCGACCGAAAAUCAAGAAGGAGAAACCAUUGCAAGCGCUGCAGCAACAGCAGCAGCAACAACAACAACAACAGCUGUCGGAGCUAAGCACUGUGGGCAGCACCGGCAUGUUGCCAACUGAGGACACAUUGAAGUUUGUCAACGAUACUGAUGCCAAUGGUUUGGCAAUGAAGACCCCGGUUAGCAUCUUGCAGGAGCUGCUGAGUCGACGCGGCAUUACGCCGGGCUAUGAAUUGGUACAGAUAGAGGGUGCCAUACAUGAGCCAACGUUUCGGUUUCGGGUCUCGUUCAAGGACAAGGAUACACCGUUUACCGCCAUGGGCGCUGGACGCUCCAAAAAGGAGGCUAAACACGCGGCCGCACGUGCUCUUAUCGACAAGCUAAUUGGCGUCCAGCUCGAAUCAUCACAGGGCAGCACAACCGCAACAGCCGCUGUCAACUGCUCGAUGACUGGUGGUGGCAGCGGUGGCGAUGGCAAUGCCAAUGUUUCUGGCAGUGGCGAUGGCAGCGACAAGAUCGUGGGUAAUCCAAUUGGCUGGCUUCAGGAGAUGUGCAUGCAACGCCGCUGGCCCCCGCCGUCCUACGAAACGGAGACUGAGGUGGGGCUGCCACACGAGCGACUAUUUACGAUUGCAUGCACCAUUUUAAACUAUCACGAGGUGGGCAAGGGCAAAAGCAAGAAGAUUGCCAAACGUUUGGCCGCCCACAAGAUGUGGACACGGCUGCAGGAGACGCCCAUUGAUGCUGCCAAAAUCAAUGACAGCAUCUGUAGCGAGCUGGAGGGCGAUGUGAGUAAAUUAUCGCUUGUAGAUACCGUGCCAGAGCCGGCUGAUACCGUGCCACAGCCGGCUAUCUCAAGUACUCUAACAUCAAGUCCGUAUUACGAGCGCAUUUCACCAGUUAUACAAAUUAUUGAUAUUUAAAUCUAACAAAUAUUAAUUUCAACUCCUCUUUUUUUUUAAUUAUAGUUUUUCUGUAUCUAUUGUUUGUAUCUCUAGCGUCUAUCUUCUCAUCAGUCCUGUAUAGUUUUUUGUCAUUUUCUAUGUUCUGUUAUUGAGUAACGUAGAUUAUAUCCUUUCCAAACUUAGCUUACUAGAAGUGUUCAUCACUGUUAUUGUUUUUUUCAUGCUAAAUCCAAUUUAAUUGUUGAGUGGCCAUGUGCAAUAAAAUAAGAAGAUUUUGUUAAAAUUGUUUACAUCAAUUUCGUCUUAUGUCCUAAAUCAGAGGUCGCAUAUUUUUCUGAAGAUUUGAAGGCUGUCUGUUUUCUGCUUUCACUGCUUAAGCAAGGCAAUUUUUUUUUAUUCGAUAUUUUCCAUGAGCACUUACCAAAAAAUAUUUUUACAGAGUUUUUGUGACGUUUUCGGCACAGAAUUUACUUUAAGAAAGUUACGUAGCGCUCUAAGUUCCGAAAGCCUUUUUCUUUAUUAGUUGUUAAGUUUAUUACUUAAUAAAAUGUAAUUCAUGCUUUUAAAUAA
Messenger RNA from Drosophila innubila, 1938 nucleotides. It is a transcript of the gene loqs, whose product is annotated as homeotic protein female sterile. The coding region runs from base 172 to 1386 and encodes 404 amino acids. NCBI's taxonomy places the organism in Eukaryota, Metazoa, Arthropoda, Insecta, Diptera, Drosophilidae. The record is from RefSeq and is a predicted model, not a curated record. The transcript is spliced from 3 exons.